AUGGCGGCAGCGGCGGCAGCAGAGGAGGAGGAGGAGGAGGAGACCCAUUGCGAGGAGCUAGAAUUGGAGGUGGAGGCAAGCGCGGAGGAAGGGAACGUUCAACUUGACAUCCCCUUUGUGAUGGAUCACAAAUCACUCGUUCUCUUGCUGAAGGUCAAUCAGUUGCAGUCAAGGUCAAUCUUCCCCACACAACACGGCACAAUUCAGAGGUCGAAUCAAGGACGACUGGUGCACGAAAUGCAGCCGCUGUAG
Molecule: messenger RNA, 252 nt
Organism: Echinococcus granulosus
Lineage: Eukaryota; Metazoa; Platyhelminthes; Cestoda; Cyclophyllidea; Taeniidae
Exons: 3
Coding region: 1-252 (83 amino acids)
Source: RefSeq, a predicted model, not a curated record